AUGGCUCGACUGAUCAGUUUAAUGAAUGGUUGUCAAACCAUGCAAGUUCUAGAGCAGGUGCCGACUGGUAAUGUGGCAUCCAAUCAAAACGUAUCAAACAGAACUUCUAACAUUAAACUUCCUCGGUUGAACUUACCAGUGUUCACUGGCAAAUAUUCUGAAUGGACACCAUUCGCUCAGAUGUUUCAGACUAUGAUUUCUGAAAAUAACAAGUUAUCCAAUGUCGAAAAAUUACAAUAUUUGCGAUCGUCAUUAUCAGGCGACGCAUCUGAUUCAGUCGAGUCAUUGGAGUUAACAGGCGAGAAUUUUAUGGUUGCAUGGCGUAUUUUAUCAGAGCGUUACGACCGAAUUCGUGUCAUUGUCCAGUCGCAUAUUCAAGCAGUUAUGGACAUUCCGUGCAUUAGGAAGGAGAGUCAUUCAGAACUUAAAUCACUAAUUAAUAUUACAAUAAAGCACGUGAAUGCCUUAAAGUCACUCAAACGUCCAGUCGACAAAUGGGAUGAUAUUCUUAUUCAAAUUCUAGGUAAUAAACUUGACUCUAAGACCUUUCGUGAUUGGGAGGAUACGUUACAGUCUGAUCAAAUACCCACCACUGAUCAAUUCAUAGAAUUUGUGUUGAAGAAAUGUAAUACACUCGAGUCAGUUAGCAGCAAGGAGAAUAUCUCCACCAAUGGUAAGGCCAAUCAAGGUAACUCUCGUAGGUCAGCCAUCAGUUGUGCAGCCUCAGUAAGUUUAAAAUGCACCUUUUGUAAUAAGAAUCAUCUUAUCUAUUCGUGCCAGGCUUUUUUAACACUGUCAGUUGUACGUAGAUUGGAGGAAAUAAAGAAACGUAAGCUGUGCAUAAACUGUCUCAAAUCCAAGAAUCACAUAGCAGCGCAAUGUACUUCUGGUACAUGUAGAACCUGUCAACUAAAGCAUAACACUCUUUUACACAUAGACAAACAGGGCAGCUCAAGGUCUAUUACGACGGAUGGAUCACCGUCCAAUCAGCCUGGGGCAUCUGAAACAGUCAAUUCUCAGACAGUAGUCACUCAUCACAUGAGCAAUUGCGAUAACAAGUAUGUGAUGCUGUCAACUGCAUUAGUCGAUGCAUUGGAUGCUGCGGGAAAGAGGGUAUCAUGUAGGGUGUUAUUGGACAAUGGUUCACAGGCUAAUUUAGUUACACGAGAAUUCUUAUCCAAGCUAAGUGUCACAACCAAACAACAUCAGGUAUCUAUCGUCGGGAUAAAUCAAUUAGUUAGCAGCGCAAACGAAAUCGCCACUAUUAUAAUUCAGUCGCGCACUAACAGUUUUCGCUUAAGCAUAGAUUGUAUAGUUACGGAAAGAAUUACCGGAUCGAUUCCAAUGGUACAUAUCAAUAAACGAGCUAUCAAUCUGCCUAAAAAUAUUAGACUUGCAGACCCACAAUUCAAUGUACCAUCAGAGGUUCAAUUGUUGUUAGGUGUUGAUGUUUUUUGGCAAUUGUUGUGUAUCGGUCAAAUCAAGUCAUCUUCAAAUAAUCCUACUUUACAGAAAACACAUCUUGGAUGGAUUCUAGCAGGAUCCAUCAACAAUACAUAUUUAAAGAGUAACAGUCAAGGAGACACGAUCACGAGUUGCUUAACGUCUGUAGAUAUUUCCAACAAUGAGCUUGAACAUUCAUUAACAAAAUUUUGGGAGUUUGAACAUAAUCUUUCGAAUCAAGUCACUCUAUCACCAAGUGAGCGUGAAUGUGAAGAACACUUCUUAACAACGAUUGCAAGAGAUGAUGAAGGUCGAUUCAUUGUCACCUUACCGAUCAAAUCCGCACAACUUCAGCAACUUGGUGAAUCUAGAAGCAUAGCGUUGCGCAGGCUAUAUAAUUUAGAGAAACGAUUCAAACACAAUGUUCAGUUACAAACUGAUUAUACGAAUUUUCUACAAGAAUAUUUAAAAUUAGGACAUAUGCGCUUAGCAGACGAUUCAAGUGUUAACGAUGAUACAACGCGAUUUUACUUACCACAUCAUUGUGUAUUUAAGCAAACAAGUACUACAACCAAGCUUAGGGUGGUAUUUGAUGGAUCCUGUAAAUCCAGUACUGGUGCUUCAUUAAAUGACAUUCUAAUGGUAGGUCCAGUGGUUCAGUCAGACUUAUUCUCAUUGCUCGUACGAUUUCGCACAUAUGAAUAUGUUUUCACUGCAGAUGUAGUGAAAAUGUAUAGACAGAUUCUUGUCAAUCAGUCGCAGCUAUCGUUGCAAUCUAUACCGUGGCGAGAUCAUCCCACUGAAUCAGUUCGUACUUAUGAGCUGAAAACUAUCACGUACGGCACUGCUUCUGCACCGUAUUUAGCAACUAGAUGUCUAAAAUAUUUAGCAGAGAUAUAUCACAAUAAAUUUCCAGUAGGUGCACAGGCAAUAAUUAAUGAUGUUUACGUUGAUGAUGUCUUGACUGGUGCGCGAUCGUUGUCUGAAGCAAUAUGUAAGCGUAAUCAAAUCAUUACCAUAAUGUCAAAGAGUGGUUUUGAGCUCAAUAAAUGGUUUUCUAAUGACAUCAGACUUUUAGAGGGACUCCGGUCUACAGGUGGUCAGGAAAAUGUUCGUCUAACCGAGAGUUCUACGAUUCGCAUACUUGGAAUGCAAUGGAAUCCACAUGAGGAUUCAUUUUGUUAUACAGUUAAUGUGGGAGACAUGCAUUCAAAUGUUACAAAAAGAAACAUGUUGGCUGAAGCGUCAUGCCUAUUCGAUCCGUUAGGUUUUAUCGGACCAGUCAUCCUCAUAUCAAAGCUAAUGAUACAGGAAUUGUGGAGAUUGCAAUUAGACUGGGACGCUUCGGUUCCGGUAAACAUACAUUCACGUUGGUUAGAUUACAAGACACAAAUAUCUAAACUAGUUGAGCUACGUAUUCCACGAAUGAUUGGCCCAACUAUGGAAACACUAGAAGUUCAAUUUCACGGAUUUGCUGAUGCCAGUCAGCAUGCAUACGGAGCGUGCUGUUAUUUAAGGAUACGUAACUCGCACAAUGAUUGUCAUACACAUUUAUUGGCAUCCAAAUCGCGAGUUGCACCAGCAAAGGCAAUAUCACUACCGCGUUUAGAGUUGUGUGCAGCCUUGCUGUUAGCUCAGUUGCAAGUAAGUUUACUUAAGGCAAUUGAAUUUCAACCACAUCAAAUAUAUCUGUGGACUGAUUCCACCAUUACCUUGUCAUGGAUCAAAUCAAGCUCUUACAAGUUUGCAACAUUUGUAUCUAACCGUAUUGGAGAAAUUCAGAGACUAACCAAAAUCAAAGAUUGGCAUCAUAUUUCCACUAAACAUAAUCCUGCAGACAUCAUUUCUCGUGGGGCAAGCUCUUUGGAUUUAAUGCAAUCGAAAUUAUGGUGGAAUGGUCCAGAAUGGUUAUCGUCGGACGAAAAGGAUUGGCCUGAUAAUCAUCCACAAUACCCGGAGACGUUACCAGAUCAAGUAAAGGUCAAUGUACACGUUGUCAAACAAACAUUGGAUGUAUUUGAGAAUUUAAUCGUUAGAUAUCCUAGUUUUGGAAAGUUAAUUAGAGUAUUGGCAUAUGUAUUUCAAUUCAUUCACAAUUGCAGAAAUCCCUUAGAGAAACAUACUGGCGUCGCAACAGUGCAGGAUAGAGAGUGUGCAUUGCAGGCGUUGUGUAGAUAUGUGCAGCAUCAAUAUUUCGAUUCAGAAAUACAGGAAUUAAUUCGUGUAGGAGUAAUAUCUAAAACAAGUAAAAUAUUAUCUCUUAACCCGUUUUUGGAUCGGAAUGGAUUAUUGCGAGUAGGUGGUCGUUUGAGAAAUUCUGACAUAUCGUACGAAGCUAAGCAUCCAAUUUUGCUACCUAAGGACCAUAUGAUUACUAAGUUGAUCAUACGUGAUGAGCAUAUUAAGAAUUUGCAUGCAGGAAUUCAAUUAACAUUGUAUGCAGUCCGUAGCAAAUUUUGGCCAAUUUUAGCUAAAGUAACUACUCGCGAUGUCAUAAAAAACUGUAUAAUAUGCUUUAAACUUAAGCCUACUAUUUCACAAAGUGUCAUGAGCGAUCUUCCGAGUACACGAGUGACUCCGUCACAUCCAUUUACACAUACUGGGCUGGACUUCGGUGGUCCGUUCAUCAUAAGGGAGCAUAAGCGUCGUAAUGCAAGGAAGCUCAAGGCGUAUAUAUGCAUUUUUGUAUGUUUUUCCACCAAGGCUAUGCACAUAGAGUUGGUGGCUGACUUAACAUCAGAGGCCUUCUUGGCUUCACUUAAACGGUUCAUGGCGCGAAGAGGCAAGGUUGCAUGCCUGUAUUCGGACAAUGGGACGAAUUUUGUAGGAGCAGCUCGAGAACUCAAUGAGUUGCAUAGGAUGUUCACUGAGGAACAAGUACAGCGCAAAUUAAAUGACUUCUUUUCAGAGACUCGAAUUCAGUGGCAAAACAUACCUCCCAAUGCUCCGCACUUUGGCGGACUGUGGGAGGCAGCUAUCAAAUCUGCCAAGUAUCAUAUGAAAAGAAUUAUUGGCAAUGCAUCUCUUAAUUACGACGAAAUGUCAACUGUAAUCACUGAAAUUGAGGCUAUUCUGAAUUCGCGUCCCAUAAGUCCAAUGUCAAAUGACCCGAAUGAUGUUCAAGCGUUAUCACCGGGCCACUUUCUUAUUGGUCAACCGUUAAAUAGUUAUAGUCAUCCAAAUUUAGAAGACAUUCAGAUAAAUCGUUUAAGUCGAUGGCAAUUGGUAGAAAGGCUGCGUCAACAUUUUUGGCAAAGGUGGCAGAUUGAAUACCUCAAUAGCUUGCAAGGUAGAAGCAAAUGGAUGAACGACAAGGGCCAAUCUCUUGAGACAGGACAGUUGGUUAUAAUUCAACAAUCAGGGUUAGCACCAAUGCAGUGGUUAAUGGGACGUGUGUUGAGUGUAAAUAGAAGUUCAGAUAACAAAGGACGAUCAGCUCAAAUUAAAACCAGUAAUGGUGUUGUCACUCGUCCAUUAGCGCGCUUGGCUAUACUACCAGUAGACACUAAGGCAUAA
This is a messenger RNA of Trachymyrmex cornetzi, 4959 nucleotides long. RefSeq lists its product as uncharacterized. NCBI's taxonomy places the organism in Eukaryota, Metazoa, Arthropoda, Insecta, Hymenoptera, Formicidae. Gene Ontology annotation, molecular function: nucleic acid binding. The transcript has a single exon. Gene Ontology annotation, biological process: DNA integration. The record is from RefSeq and is a predicted model, not a curated record. Bases 1 to 4959 code for a protein of 1652 amino acids.